ACCAUGAGACUCCUGCUGCUGGCUCUUCCUGUCCUUGCGUUCCUACCCCAAGUGAUCCCAGCCUUUAGUGGUGAAAACAAAUGCUGGAACAAAUUGGGGCACUGCAGGAAACGCUGCAAAGAUGAAGAAGUGAUACGAGAAGUAUGUAAAAAUCAUCGAUUCUGCUGCGUUCGAAAUCAUCCAGUCUGGGUUCCAACUGAUAAAGUCCCCAAGCAAGCUCCUGAGACAACUUCCGAAUCUGCAUAUGAUUUAUCAACAGGAAUUAUAGAUGUAAUUAUGACAAUAGAGCCCUCUGUAACCUACUUUGAAGUAAGCACCGAGAAUGAACCAAGUGAAGAACCAGGCUUGGGAACUCAGAUCACCCUUCCAAAGGUUCAUCGCAGCUCAUGA
This is a messenger RNA of Cynocephalus volans (Philippine flying lemur), 390 nucleotides long. It is a transcript of the gene DEFB118, whose product is annotated as defensin beta 118. Gene Ontology annotation, biological process: innate immune response. Gene Ontology annotation, cellular component: extracellular region. The record is from RefSeq and is a predicted model, not a curated record. Bases 4 to 390 code for a protein of 128 amino acids. Lineage: Eukaryota; Metazoa; Chordata; Mammalia; Dermoptera; Cynocephalidae. The transcript has 2 exons.